AUGAAAUCAUUUUUAGCAAUUCCAUUAACCGUCCUUUUAACCUCCCUCACACCUUUGGUAGAUGCAUGGGGCGCAGAUGGACAUAAAGCAGUAGGACAAAUCGCACAAAAUAUUCUUAAAUCAAAUGUAGAACGUCAGGUAGCAGAGUUAUUUCAAGACAAAUCAUUUGGUGGUCAAUUAGCUCCUGCUUCUUUAUGGGCUGAUACGAUAAAAAAACAAAAAGGUAGUCCUUUUGCUUUUUGGAGUGCUCCUUUACAUUUUAUUGAUACUCAAGAUAAUCCUGGUAAAAGUUGUUCUGUUGAUGAAGAAAGGGAUUGUCCUGAUGGCGUUUGUGUUGUUGGUGCAAUCGCCAAUUAUACCACACAAUUGGACUGUGAAAAUGGAUUCGAUAGAGAUACAAGAGAUAUCGCCCUUCGUUUCUUAACACAUUUUUUUGGGGACAUCACUCAACCUCUACAUGUCUGUGGACGUUCUAAAGGUGGAAAUGAUGUUGACGUAACCUUUGAUGGUCGUAAAACAAAGUAG
Messenger RNA from Funneliformis geosporum, 525 nucleotides. NCBI's taxonomy places the organism in Eukaryota, Fungi, Glomeromycota, Glomeromycetes, Glomerales, Glomeraceae. The record is from the annotation of a GenBank genome assembly.